GGUUGCCAAAUUGGAGUCACUACAAAACGAGUGACGGGUUUUAAAUCUAUCCAAAUUCAUUAGAACUAUUAGGAAUUAAUUUAACAAAUAAUAAUUAGAUCACAUUUAUUUUGUCUACAUAAAUAGUACAUUUUAUAGCACAAAUGUUGUCUUUUAUAGAUUAUAGCACAUUUUUGACGGAGAGGGGAUUUCGCUAAACAUGGCAACUACACGCGAACACUUUCAAUACAAGACGGAGGUAAAAAGCGGUAAAACAGCGGAGUCCGUUUGUUCAUCGUGACGCAGGAGGAGGAGAAAAACACCCAGGAGGACACAGAGAGAGAGAGAGAGAGAGAGAGAGAGAGAGAGAGAGAGAGAGAGAGAGAGAGAGAGAGACGAGUUCAUAUCCCGUGUUUUCGUUGUGUGCGCGCGCGGCUGAGGCAGUGAGUGAGAGGCUCGUGCGUGUGCGCGUGUGAAGCUCUGCACCAGUCUGAGGAAGCCGCUGGUGCUAAAGACGACCGGACGCUUAGACGAGCGCCCGUGUGAAUGGUGUCCCUUGCAGACGAACUGGUCAAGAUGGCGUCCACGGGCACACAGAUCUUUGGCUUUGUGCUGGCACUGCUGGGCAUCCUGGGUGUUACGGUGGCCACACUGCUGCCCAACUGGAAGGUGAGCGCAGACUCGGGCUCAAGCAUCAUCACGGUCAUCUCGCAGAUGCAGGGCCUGUGGAUGGACUGCACCUGGUACAGCACAGGGAUGUUCAGCUGCACACUCAAGUACUCUGUGCUGGCGUUGCCUGCAUACCUGCAGACGGCACGUACAACCAUGGUGCUGUCCUGCAUCCUGGCCGCACUCGGGCUCUGCCUGGGGUCGCUCGGGCUCAAGUGCACGCACUGGGGUGGGGGCAGGAGAGCAAAACGUCACGCUGCACUGGCGGCCGGAGUCUGCUUCGUAGCCUCUGGGUUCUUGUGCCUGGUGCCUGCGUCCUGGUACACCAACGAGGUCAUCGUCAGCUUUCUGGACGCCAGUGUACACGAGAGCAACAAGUUUGAACCGGGUGGCGCCGUCUACGUCGCGUUCGUCUCAUCCGGUUUUCUUCUCACUGGUGGCUUCAUCUUCUGCCUGUCUUGCUCGGGCAAGCGUCACGGCCCUCAGGAUCUCGUCCUGCUGCCACCGGAUAAACUCCUACUUCAGCAGCAACAGCAUCUCCUCCAGCAGCGGCACUUAGACCAGCUCCAGCACCAGUACUGCACUCUGUCGCCUCUGGAUAAUAAGACAGGAUACAGCCUGCAGGACUACGUGUAAACAAAACACGCUCGCGACACUCGUCCCCUCCUUUACAAGCACAAAACAGUGGAGGAAGCUUUAGAACAGACGAGUCGUGUGGAACCGAUCAAAGAUGGAGCGAGCGGAGGACGAACGAGACGCAGAGCUCCUGCAUACGACUUUUUAGCUGGAAAUAAAUCCCCACACGCUACUAGGGAUGCAUCGAUACCAUAAUACUCAAUAAUGACUCAAACACGGCGUCCAGGAACACGCCCUUAGGCGCCGUUUAUGCUUCCCCGCUAUAAUCCAUGGCCAUAAAUAAACGAGUUUACACACUUACACCGUUCGACUUGUUCUUCGGAACGUUAGCUAGUCGACUGUAAGUGAAGUGAAUUAGCUAGCUACUGUAGUCCGCGUGUUCGUCUGCGAUGAAGUUAGUAAACGUUCGUCUUCACCGAUGCUGGCUGAUCUUAUGUAAGAACAAUAUGCUGUUAUUUAAAGAAGUGUUGUUUUCACGUCCCUGACUUUAUCUGCAGUUGUUAUUUCUCACGUAGCCGGUGUUUGUUGCUAGCGAUGAACUUUAUGUUUAAGAUGUUUUACUCGUGUCGUACGAAGAUGCUGUAGUCUGCGGUACGGCGUCUGCGCUGGUUAACUGUGAAACGCAGCCACGUCGCCGCCAAAUGCGCUAGAAUUAGCACUAGUAAAUAAACACGGUAUGGGAUCAAUACCGGUGUCGGUAUCGAUGCAUCCCUAGAUUUAACCCCUUCCCCAAAGAUUAGAAAUGAAAAGCAAUCAGUUAGCUGCUAAUGAUUUUUUCGUAACCUCGGAGUCGGCAAUACGUCCCCUAAAGGCAAUAGUGCGAGAAAGACAGACUUUUUUUUUUCCUAAUUUUUUUCUACUCUUCGGCCGUGUCCGUCUGAGUAAUAGUACAACUAAUAAAAUCUCUUGUCUUAUUUUGUUA
Messenger RNA from Tachysurus fulvidraco (yellow catfish), 2206 nucleotides. RefSeq names its product claudin-20. Bases 526 to 1284 code for a protein of 252 amino acids. Lineage: Eukaryota; Metazoa; Chordata; Actinopteri; Siluriformes; Bagridae. Gene Ontology annotation, biological process: cell adhesion; bicellular tight junction assembly. Gene Ontology annotation, molecular function: structural molecule activity. The record is from RefSeq and is a predicted model, not a curated record. Gene Ontology annotation, cellular component: plasma membrane; bicellular tight junction. The transcript is spliced from 2 exons.